AUGGCCGACGCUGUGCCAUCCCUUGGCCCAACGCCUAUGGAUCUUGAUAUCAGAGCUACCCGGACAAGCGCCAACAUGCUUGAUGGAUUGCAGAGCUUGCUCGACAGCAAAGAAUGCUGCGACAUCGUGUUUCUCGCAUGCGAAGAGCAGAUUGAAGCUCAUGCUGUGGUACUGGCUGCAAGCAGCCCCAACUUCUGCAAGUACUUGAGGCAGUCUUCCAUGCGUGGACUCAAAGAGCCCUCGGCUCCUGGCCACGAAAUGGAGGCAAGCGGUGCCAUGGUCUCUGACAUGAUGGAUGUUGCAACAGAUACGGAGAACAAAGAUUACGCUCGAGCUGUUCACGACCGUAUCGACCAGCCCGCAGGGGACCGGAACGGAGGUUCCCGGGGUGUCUGGGCACUGGGCGCCCUUCCGCGAAGAGAGGGAGAAGAGCCCCAAGCAGAGGUCCCCGAGCAAUCGAAGGAGUCGAACGGAGUGGCAGUCGCACGGCUCGCUUCUUUCUUGGAGCCUGCCAACCAGGAGGAGCCUGGGAUGGAUGGAGCUGGCAAAGGCUCCGAUGAGGCGGCGACAGCGGAAGCGCCCAUGGAAGUGGAGGUCGAAGCUUCCAAGCCGGAAGAAGCCGCCCCAGCACCGACCCCCGGGACAACUAGUCCCACAAAUCCCACAAACCACGAGAAGGCGGACAAGGUUCGUGUUCAGGUCAACGGCCUCUCCUCCUCAGAGGCGAUGCACAUCCUCCUUGACUACAUCUACAAGGGCAGUGCAGCCGCCAGCUGGGAAUACAAAGCUACGACUGCGCAGGUGAACAAGGAGAUCUUGCGCUUGGCCAGAUACUUCGGCUUUUCGCAGCUGCACGAGCAUGCGGCGAGGUGGCUUGCAAAAGGCUUGACUACCGAGAAUGUUGUGGACCGACUCGUGACGUGCGAGGAGUUUGGAUUAGGCCUGCUGCGCGAGAAGAUCACCGAGAGGCUCGCGCUGAAGCCUGCCGAAAUGAUGCAAGUGUGCAGCAGCCCGGAGAUCACCAAGCACCCUCGGAUCUUGCAGGACCUCCUAGUGCAAGUUGCUUCGCUGAAAAAAGGCGGCACGGAGGCGACAGAGGAUGCAAAAGAGGAGAAGCAAGAGCCGAAGGAAGAGAAGCCUGUGAAGCACGACAAAGCCGAAAAGGAGAAGGAGAAGCAGGAGAAGGCCGAAAAGCCGGAGAAACCGGAGAAGAAGCACGAAAAGGCAGAGAAGCCCGAGAAGCCUUCGAAGCAGGCAGAGAAACAGACGGGCAAGAAGCGGAAAGCCGGGCUCCAAGGAUGA
Molecule: messenger RNA, 1302 nt
Organism: Symbiodinium sp. CCMP2456
Lineage: Eukaryota; Dinophyceae; Suessiales; Symbiodiniaceae
Source: the annotation of a GenBank genome assembly